Menidia menidia (Atlantic silverside) is the source of this 5441-nucleotide messenger RNA. The record is from the annotation of a GenBank genome assembly. Lineage: Eukaryota; Metazoa; Chordata; Actinopteri; Atheriniformes; Atherinopsidae.
AUGUCAGGAUCGUUACAUGUGACGCAGAGGCAGAAGCUGCACCAACAGCAGGAGAAGCGGCAGCAGCAGCACUAUGAGAGCAGCUAUUACCUGAGCACCAAGUCGUCUGUUAGCAAGCAGGCCUUCUCCACUGUCAAGAGCACCAGCCAGCGAUUAAAGACCUCUGUGAAGACAGAGAAGGGGCAGGAGGUGGUUAAACUAAGCCCACUACCCAAGAGAGCCAAACGCACCUACCUGGCAAUGGACAAGGACAAAGAGAUAAUCGGCUAUGUCGUUCCUGUAUUUCGAGCCAAUCACGAGGUGGUUAGAGGUCUGGAAGAAACCCAUGAAGAAGAUACAACAGAGGAGGGGAUUAAUUAUGUGGCCAUGAGGAACCUGUUUGUCAGAGAGGCCCGGGAGGCGAUGGAAGUCAAAGUGGAGAAGAAAACCAGAACAACGCAUGUCAGGGAAUCCGCCGAACGCCUGGAACUGAGCAAAACGAUGGAGGAAUGGUCCGAGUUUCGUAAGAAAAUGAACCCAGACAGCCUGACGCACCCUCCGGAGUUUAUUGUGAAGCCACGAGGACAGACCGUCUGGGAGGGCAACACAGUCAAGCUGCACUGCACCGUGGCCGGAUGGCCCAAACCCAGGAUUGCCUGGUACAAAAACAAUGUGCUGAUUGAUGCCAAGGCCCACUCUGAGAAGUACACAACUGAGAGCAAUUACAACAUGCACUCCUUGGAGAUCAAGAACUGUGAUUUCUUGGACACUGCUCAGUACCACGUCUCUGCCCUCAAUGUAAAGGGGGAAGUUUCCACUGUGGCCACCAUUGUUGUCAAAAGAUUCCAAGAGGGUGUGGAAGCAGGUCCGCUUGAUCCUAAACCACAUGGUUACUGCCCUGAGCACGGUGUCACCUUUGAGACAACCAUCAUGGACAAGUUUGAUGUGGCCUUUGGCUGUGAAGGGGAAACACUGAGUCUGGGUGGCACUGUCAUUGUUUAUCCCACUGUGAAAAAAUACCAGCCUGAGGUUGUGUGGUACCGAAACUCUGUCCCCUUGAAGCCUUCUAAAUGGGUGCAUACCCACUGGUCUGGGGAGCGUGCAAUUCUCACUCUUGUGCACCUUAACAAGGAAGAUGAAGGCAUGUACACCCUGCGUGUCAACACCAAAUCUGGCUUCAACACCCACUCAGCCUAUGUGUUUGUGAGAGAUGCUGAUGUAGAGGUGGAAGGGGUUCCCGUGGCCCCCCUGGAUGUGCGCUGUCAUGAUGCCAAUAAGGACUAUGUGGUGGUAACCUGGAAGCAGCCGGCGGUGGAGGGCAGCAGCCCCAUCCUGGGAUACUAUAUCGACAGGUGUGAGGCUGGAACCCAUCACUGGGCUCAGUGUAACGAUGCCCCGGUUAAGUACGCUCGCUACCCCGUCACAGGACUGGUGGAGGGCCGCUCUUACAUCUUCAGGGUGCGGGCUUUGAACAAAGCCGGAAUCAGCCGCCCAUCUCGUGUGUCUGAGGCCGUGGUCGCCAUGGAUCCUUCUGACAGAGCACGACUCAGAGCUGGACCCUCUGCACCUUGGACCGGAAUGAUCAAGUUCACAGAGGAGGAUCCCACUGUGGGUGUCGUCCCUGGAGAACCAUCUGAUGUUGUGGUUACUGAGGCAACCAAGAGCUAUGUGGUGCUCGCCUGGAAGCCUCCGGCGCAGAGGGGUCAUGAAGGGGUCAUGUAUUACAUUGAGAAGUGUAUUUCAGGGACAGACACAUGGCAGAGGGUGAACACUGGCAUGCCAGUUAAGUCUCCACGCUUUGCACUUUUUGACCUGGCCGAGGGUAAAUCCUACAGCUUCCGUGUGCGCUGCUGCAACUCCGCUGGUGUGGGCGAACCAUCUGUAUCCACCGGAGAUAUCAUCGUUGGAGAUAAACUCGACCUGCCGUCUCCUCCAGGCAAUCCAGUGGUCACCAGAAACACAAACACCUCUGUGGUGGUCUCUUGGGGAGCCAGUAAGGAUGUUAAGCACUUGGUGGGCUACUACAUUGAAUGUAGUGUGGUUGGCACUGAUGUCUGGAUGCCUUGCAAUAAUAAGCCUGUGAAGCAGACCAGGUUUGUGUGCCAUGGCCUCACCACUGGGGCGAACUACGUGUUCAGGGUGAAGGCGGUGAAUGCAGCUGGUUACAGCCAGAGCUCAGCCACUUCUGAUGCUGUGGUUGUUCAGGCCGCCAUCUCCCUACCUGGGAAACCGACUGAUGUGACCGUGCUGGAGGCUGUUAAGGACUACAUGAUGUUGGGUUGGACUGAGCCAGCUCACAACGGAGGAGCAGAUAUCAGGGGAUAUUUUGUGGACUACAGGACCGUUAAAGGAGGCGUUUUUGGGAAAUGGCAUGAAAUGAAUAACAAGGCUCUCACCACAGCAUCCUAUAAGGCUGAGGACCUGAAGGAAAACGUCUCCUACCAGUUCAGAGUUCGUGCAAUGAACAUGGCAGGUGUGAGUAAAACUUCUCUGCCAAAUUCAGCUGUGGAGUGCAAAGAGUGGACCAUCACCGUCCCAGGUGCUCCCGUCGGUCUUCAUGUGCUGGAGGUUCGGGACACCUCUCUCGUUGUCCUGUGGGAGCCUCCGCUGUUCAAUGGCCGGACUCCCGUCAAUGGCUACUAUCUGGACAUGAAGGAGGCGUCUGCUGGGGAGGCAGCCUGGAAAGCCGUUCACGAGAAAACCAACAACAAAAAGUUUAUGAAGGUGACUGGGAUGAAGGCUGGAACAUCCUACGUCUUCCGUUUGCGUGCUCAAAAUCUUGCUGGAGUUGGAAAGCCCUCAGCAGUCUUAGGUCCAAUCCUGGCCCAGACUCGCCCUGGCACCAAAGAGAUUUAUGUGGACGUAGACGAUAAUGGCGUGAUUUCUAUGGUCUUCGAGUGCUCUGAGAUGUCUGAAGGUUCCAAAUUUGUUUGGUCGAAAAAUUACAAGGAGAUCACAGACCCGUCUCGUCUGACUAUUGUCACCGAAGGUGGAAAAUCAAGAGCCAUCUUCAACAGUCCUUCCCUGGAGGAUCUUGGCACCUUCUCCUGUAUGGUCACCAACACUGAUGGCAUUUCUUCCAGCUACACGCUCACUGAGGAGGGUCUCAUGCGUCUCCUGGAUCUCAGCCAUGAACACAAGUUCCCUGUUAUUCCCUUCAAGAGUGAAAUGGCAAUGGACCUCCUUGAAAAGGGCCGUGUACGAUUCUGGACCCAGGUGGAGAAAUUCACUUCUGCCUGCCAAGUGGAAUACGUCUUCAAUGAUGUGAUCGUUGAGCAAGGAAAGAAAUACACAAUGAACUUCGACAAAUCCACUGGUAUCAUUGAAAUGUUUAUGGACUCUCUGGAAGUCACAGAUGAGGGAACAUUUACCUUUAACCUGGUGGAUGGCAAGGCAAAGGGUACAACCAGUCUGGUGCUAAUUGGAGAUGAAUUCAGGGAGCUUCAAAAGAAAUCAGAGUUUGAGAGAGCAGAGUGGGUCAGGAAACAAGGUCCACACUUUGUUGAGUACCUUGGCUUUACUGUUACUCAGGAGUGUGAUGUGCUGCUCAAAUGCAAGAUUGGUAACAUCAAAGCAGAGACCGAGAUCACUUGGCUGAAGGACUCCAUUGAGAUUGCGGAGGACGAUGAGGAUGCGCGCAAGAUCGAGAAAAAAGACAGCGACCUGACCUUUAAUAUCGGAAAGAUCUCCAAGCAUGAUGCUGGUAUUUACGAGGUCCACCUGAGGGAUGAGAGAGGCAAAGAUAAGAGCUCCUUCAAUCUGACAGAAGCAGGAUACCAAGCCGUAAUGAAUGAGCUGUUCAGAGUUAUUGCCAACUCUUCCAGUGAAGUCAAAGUUGUCAGCACCGAACACGGCAUCAUCCUCUCCUCCAUGAUCACAUACUAUGAUGAAAACCUGCGCGUCGGGUGGCUUCACAAGGAUGCAAAGAUUGCUGCUUCAGAGAGAGUUAAGGCCGGUGUCACAGGAGAGCAGCUCUGGCUCAAGAUCAAUGAACCCACAGAGAAGGACAAGGGCAAAUACGCUAUUGAUAUCUUUGAUGGCAAGGACGGUGUGAAGAGAAUCUUUGAUCUCAGUGGGAAGGCUUGGGAGGAGGCAUUUGAAGAAUUCCAAAGGCUCAAAGCGGCAGCAAUUGCAGAGAGAAACCGUGCGCGGGUUGUUGGAGGCUUGCCAGAUGUAGUUGCAAUUCAAGAGGGCAAGUCCCUAAACCUGACUGGCAACGUGUGGGGUGAGCCUGCACCUGAGGUAUGCUGGAUGAAGAACGAAAAGGAGCUGGUAUCCGACGACCGUUACAAACUCAAGUUUGAGCACGGCAAGUUUGCCAGCAUCACCAUUGCCGCCGUCACCACCGCUGACUCCGGCAAAUACGCCCUCGUGGUCAAGAACAAAUACGGCAAAGAGGCUGGCGAGUUCACCGUCAGCGUGUACAACCCAGAUGAAGAAGAGAGCAAGGGCGAGAAGAAAGACUAAAGGCUGGCACAGUGAAGUAAACCAAAAGGAUAAUAACAUCUAGGCCAUCAAAGCCAUUUACCCUGGCGCAUGCCGGUGCAAUAAAGCAGUUCAAUAAAUCUUGAAUACAGCUGCUUCCUCCUGCGUCUUUGGUUUGCUGGGCUAAAAACAGCUUUUGACAUUGUGUGUCAAGAAAAAAAACAAUGAGAUGCAGAGAGAAUGAUUUUGUGCUUCUUGUUGCUUUGCAUGCUUCCAGUCUGGGCAUCCCUAUCAGCUGCUCUUAAACCGGAUGUGGUUGACCACUUAUUUAUCUUUUAUUUUGAAAUCAAGUUACAGGCCAACAAAUCCAGGCCUAUCAGUGUUAUCUCAUUUGAUUAAAAUGUUAAACUGGGCAAGCUUUUAAAUUUUGUCUUUGGGUAUUUUCCUACUGUAAAGGAAUAAGUAUAUAUAAAAUUCAUGAUGUUGUAAAAGAAAAAACAUUUUUUCAGAUAUUUCACACAUUCAACACAUCAGCUUUCUGAUGUUUGAUUGUGUUGUUUGCAUGUAUGUUGUACAUGUAUUGUCUGCAAGCUAAGAGCAUAAGUCAUCCCAGCCAUUUGCAGGAGGGCUAAUAAACACUGGUGUGAAUUUAAGGAGUGUGACAACGCACAUGGCUGUCAAAACCGGUUUAAUUAAGAUGUUUUUUACUUUAACGUCCUUCAAAGCUACAUGCAAAGUCCAGGUAGAACUGGAAUAAAUUACAGAGCCUGCCUUUUAAAACUUGCCCUGGGCUUCACAAACAGAAAGUUUCCCUGAAUAAAAAGAAGGAAUGUUUCUGAUACAAUGGAGGAAAGACAGGUGAAAAACUGCCCUGCGGCAUUUGGUCUGAAGCCAAGUAACUGGUUUACAACUUCAGCAUGCUGUUUCUGUUUCAGGCUCUCAUUGUAAUGAAACCUGUGGCUGUUUCAGAGAAGUUUCAUUUUAAUAUUACGCAAGAUCCUGUUCAUCCUCAUAGGGGGAAAAUGCCACCAAAAAAA